Nycticebus coucang (slow loris) is the source of this 1754-nucleotide messenger RNA. It is a transcript of the gene WDR41, whose product is annotated as WD repeat domain 41. Lineage: Eukaryota; Metazoa; Chordata; Mammalia; Primates; Lorisidae. The transcript has 13 exons. Gene Ontology annotation, molecular function: protein binding. The coding region runs from base 280 to 1659 and encodes 459 amino acids. Gene Ontology annotation, cellular component: lysosomal membrane. Gene Ontology annotation, biological process: regulation of autophagy. The record is from RefSeq and is a predicted model, not a curated record.
UCCGCGCGGCGCGCGCCUCGGAAUCGCCGCCGCUGUCCCCAGCCUUCGGCGGCUGCUCCAGCUAAACCUUUGUGGCUGGGUGCGGGAGCGCUUUGGCGAUAAAAGUCUUCCGUCUUCUGUGGGCUCUGCUCUGCACUCCCAACCUCCCGUGGGCACAUCUGGGGCGACGAGUAUUAGCGUCUCCAUAGCGCUCCACCCGGGAGGUAGGACGAGGCCGAGCCCGCGUUGGAGUUCGGGCUGACUGGGGCCUGGACCCGGCGAGACGCCGCCGCCGCCCGGAUGUUGCGAUGGCUGAUCGGGGGAGGCCGAGAACCUCAAGGAUUGGCCGAGAAAUCUCCUUUACAGACAAUAGGUGAAGAGCAAACCCAGAACCCCUACACUGAACUGCUUGUGCUGAAAGCUCAUCAUGAUAUUGUACGAUUUCUGGUACAGUUGGAUGACUACAGAUUUGCAUCUGCUGGUGAUGAUGGAAUUGUAGUUGUGUGGAAUGCCCAGACAGGAGAAAAGUUUUUGGAACUCAAUGGACAUACUCAAAAGAUAACAGCUAUUAUUACAUUUACUUCUUUGGAAUCUUGUGAAGAAAAAAAUCAACUCAUCUUGACAGCCUCUGCAGAUAAAACAGUUGUUGUAUGGGAUAGUAACACUGGCAGACAAGUUCGGAGAAUAUCAAGCUUCCACUCUACUGUAAAGUGUUUAACUGUUCUUCAGAGACUAGAUGUUUGGCUCUCCGGUGGGAAUGACCUGUGUGUGUGGAACCGAAAAUUAGAUCUCCUGUGUAAGAGCAAUCACCUUUCUGACACAGGGAUCACGGCUUUGGUUGAAAUACCCAAGAACUGUGUUGUAGCAGCAGUUGGUAAAGAACUGAUAAUUUUCAGGUUGGUAGAACCCAUAGAAGGAUCACUAGAAUGGGAUAUUCUUGAAGUUAAGCGCCUCCUUGAUCACCAGGAUAAUAUUCUCUCAUUGGUUAACGUCAAUGAUGUGAGUUUUGUCACUGGCUCCCAUGUUGGAGAGCUGAUCAUCUGGGAUGCCCUAGACUGGAGCGUGCAGGCUUAUGAACGAAACUUCUGGGACCUGUCUUCACAGCUGGAUGCCCAGCAAGAAAUAAAACUCUGUCAGAAAUCAAAUGACAUUUCUAUUCAUCAUUUCACAUGUGAUGAAGAGAAUGUAUUUGCUGCAGUUGGAAGGGGGUUAUAUGUGUAUAACCUUCAAAUGAAACGUGUGAUUGCCUGCCAGAAAACCGCCCAUGACUCCAAUGUCCUGCACAUCGCCAAACUUCCGAACAGGCAGUUAAUCUCAUGCUCAGAAGAUGGCAGUGUACGCAUUUGGGAGUUACGAGAAAAACAGCAGCUUGCAGCUGAACCAGUACCAACAGGUUUUUUUAACAUGUGGGGAUUUGGAAGAGUGAACAAACAAGCCAGCCAACCUGUUAAAAAACAACAAGAAAAUGCCACUUCGUGUUCACUUGAGUUUAUUGGAGAUUUGAUUGGACACUCAUCAUCUGUGGAGAUGUUUCUGUACUUUGAAGAUCAUGGACUAGUGACAUGCUCUGCUGAUCAUCUCAUUAUUUUGUGGAAGAAUGGAGAGCGAGAAUCUGGAUUGCGCAGUUUGAAAUUAUUUCAAAAAUUAGAGGAGAAUGGUGACCUGUACCUUGCUGUCUAGUUUAAGGAAUUAGGAGUACAUGUGCAUGAACCUUGACAUCAAAAAUAGGGUAAUACUCUGGAAACCAUAAAUAUAUCGAUCACUGAAAUUUGUAA